AUGCUAAACAGACCUUGCUCUCUCUUGCCUCGCUCCAGCCAAAGUGCAGCGGCUCCGCCGCCGCCGCCUUCCCGCCCCGAUGCCCAGCAUGUGCCGCCCCUGGAGCCGCUGAGAACGGCCGGGCCCAGGAUGGAGAGCCGCCGGAGGGACAUGGAGCUGCUCAGCAACAGCAUGGCCGCGUACGCGCACAUCCGAGCCAACCCCGAGAGCUUCGGGCUCUACUUCGUGCUGGGCGUGUGCUUCGGGCUGGUGCUCACGCUGUGCCUGCUGGUGCUGCGCUUGUCCUGCCGGCCCUCCCCGCGGCCCCCGGCGCGCCCCGGCGACAUCAGCGACGACGACGACGACGACGACGACGAGGACGAAGAGGACACCGUGGACCGCGCGGCGUCUGAGUCGCUGCUGCCGGUGACCGAGAUCCCGCUGGAGAGCCACGGGCCCGGGGACGGGGCGCUGGCCGUGAACGUGUUCGCGUCGGCCGAGGAGCUGGAGCGGGCGCAGCGGCUGGAGGAGCGGGAGCGCAUCAUCCGCGAGAUCUGGCGCAACGGGCAGCCCGACAUCCUGGGCUCCGGCACCAUCGGCACCAUCGGCACCCUGGGCCGCGUCCACUACUACUGAGCCCGGCAGCUGCCCCGGCACGGUGUGUGCACCCCACGGCCGAUCCCGCACCGUGCCAGGAGGGACCAGGCGGACGGGGGAGCUGCUCGCUGCCCCAGAGCUGCCGGAGCCGCCUUGGACUGACCCCGCAGCACCGAGAGCCAUCCCCGGUGUCACGGGCACCCUCGGGGCUGGACUCGCCCCGCCACUGCGGGACACGAUGCACUUUGAGCCAUUGGUACGACGGCUGGCAGCAGCCGAGCAGCCCCGGGCACGCGGGGAUGGGGACGAGGACAAGGACGGGGCAGCCCUGGCUGGAUCUGGCGGGGGUUUCACCCGUGCGAGCCGUGGGCUCCUGCCCCACAAACACGGUGCUGUUGUACACGAACUGGAGCCCGGCGUGGCGGGUCUGGCCGGGUUCUGGGGGCCCUGGACCCCUCCCCGAGCCAA
This is a messenger RNA of Melospiza georgiana, 1044 nucleotides long. It is a transcript of the gene EVA1B, whose product is annotated as eva-1 homolog B. The transcript is spliced from 3 exons. Lineage: Eukaryota; Metazoa; Chordata; Aves; Passeriformes; Passerellidae. The record is from RefSeq and is a predicted model, not a curated record. Bases 1 to 615 code for a protein of 204 amino acids.